Messenger RNA from Carassius auratus (goldfish), 1299 nucleotides. Its product is annotated as leukocyte receptor cluster member 1 homolog. NCBI's taxonomy places the organism in Eukaryota, Metazoa, Chordata, Actinopteri, Cypriniformes, Cyprinidae. The record is from RefSeq and is a predicted model, not a curated record. The transcript has 4 exons. The coding region runs from base 284 to 1123 and encodes 279 amino acids.
CCGGUAUUUCCAAAGCUUUUUUUUCCCCGUACCAUCGAGUUGGUAUAUUUUUUUUCGAAAGCUGUUUUGCUGUGAAUAUUCAGUAUGGAUGAAACCGAUUUAAAUUUACUAAGGGAUUCAUUGGCGAGUUUAAAGUUCCUUGCGUAGUAAGUCUACGAGUCUGUUUCGUGCCAUUUAAACUAAACUGUUGCCUCAUUUAUCGGAUCUUGUAUGUGGUCUGACGAACUUGCUACGAGACUAGAACUACAUUUGUCUGCUUCACUGCUCUCUUAAGUAUAACGUAAUGAACAUUUUGCCCAAAAAGAGCUGGCAUGUGCGCAAUAAGGACAACAUUGCGCGCGUGCGCCGCGACGAGGCUCAAGCAGCAGAGGAACAACGCGAGAUUCAGCGACGAGUGGAACGCGCGAGCAAGCAGGCUCGAACCGAGUAUUUGAGAAAGAAAUCUCAAGCAGCCCUUCAGCAGACAGGGAAAGGAACAGAGGAUGGAGAGACGGCAGAGGCAAGCCGAGGAGCCCGAGAGAUAGAACACCUAAAUCUGUUUCCUCUAGAGGACUCCUCUGAAAAGAAAGGAAAUGCAGAAUACCUCAAAGAGAAGAAGGAAGAGAAGGAGAAGCAGGAACGUGCUAUUGGUCUUUUAGUGUCUCUAGGUCCAGCUCCUGGAACAGAAGCAACUCCCUGGUACAUGAAAUGUGGAAAAGAACAGGAAGAAGAUAAAGAUAAGAAAGAGAAAGGCAACAACAAGGCAAGAACCAUAACUGAAGAGGAGAAAGAAAAGAAAGACAGGAAGCUAAAAGACAGUUUGGAUCCUCUUAAAGAAAUGAAGAAAUCACUGGCAGUGAAGCACGGGAAGGAGAGAAAGCAUAAGAACAAGGAGAAGAAAUACAGAGGAGAGAAGAGGAGUGGAGAGAGUUCAGUUGAAAGAUUACGGGCUGAACGACUGCAGAGAGAAGCGGAGGAGAAGAAAAGGACACAGGCUUUACUGGAUCAGAGGAGCGGAGGCGGGAAAGAAAAAGAGCAAGAGCGAGAGAUGGGGGAUAGAGACAGACCAUACAACAGUGCCUACUUUCCUGAAUUGGCACGGAAAAGGCAAAGGAGAGAUCGAGAUCAGUAUGGCUUUUAUUAGCUUAUAAAGUGAUUGAUUCAAUAAGUCUAGAAACUGCAGAACUGUUUUGUGGUCGGACAAGAAAUUACCCACAUGCAAAGUGUGAAGAGCAUUUAAAAUGUCUGAUUACUACUGUACCUAAAAGCCAUCGAUCUGGCCUCUGCAACACUUUUAUUGGCGUCAGAUGUCUUGGAAAA